AUGGCGAACAACCUGACAGAGGAGCAAAUCAACGAGUUCAAGGACGCUUUCACCCUCUUCGACAAGGAUAACGAUGGCGUGGUGACUGCCAAGGAGCUCUCCACGGUGCUCAAAUCGCUGGGCCACAGCCCCACUGAGCAGGAGCUUGGCGAGAUGAUUGCCAGCGUGGACACCGAUGGCAAUGGACAAAUCGACUUCUCCGAGUUCCUCACCAUGAUGGCGAGACGAAUGAGCGAGGUGCAGGGUGAAGACGACGAUCUGCGGGCUGCAUUCAAGGUCUUCGACAAGGAUGGCAACGGAUUCAUCUCGCCGCAAGAACUGCGUCAAGUGAUGAUCAAUCUGGGCGAGAAGCUGAGCGAGGAGGAGAUCGAUUCCAUGAUUCGUGAAGCAGACUCCAACGGUGACGGCCAGGUGGACUUUGAGGAGUUCGCUCGCAUGAUGGCCAGCAAGGCGGGCGCCGAGUGA
Molecule: messenger RNA, 465 nt
Organism: Acanthamoeba castellanii str. Neff
Lineage: Eukaryota; Discosea; Longamoebia; Acanthamoebidae
Product: calmodulin, putative
Exons: 3
Coding region: 1-465 (154 amino acids)
Molecular function (GO): enzyme regulator activity; calcium ion binding
Source: RefSeq, a predicted model, not a curated record